Lepus europaeus (European hare) is the source of this 2538-nucleotide messenger RNA. RefSeq names its product eukaryotic translation initiation factor 2 subunit beta (gene EIF2S2). Gene Ontology annotation, molecular function: translation initiation factor activity; mRNA binding; translation initiation factor binding. Lineage: Eukaryota; Metazoa; Chordata; Mammalia; Lagomorpha; Leporidae. The coding region runs from base 150 to 1151 and encodes 333 amino acids. The record is from RefSeq and is a predicted model, not a curated record. Gene Ontology annotation, cellular component: eukaryotic translation initiation factor 2 complex. Gene Ontology annotation, biological process: formation of cytoplasmic translation initiation complex; translational initiation; formation of translation preinitiation complex. The transcript is spliced from 9 exons.
UGGGCUGAGGGCGGGGUGUCGUUUCCUUCGCUGAUGCAAGAGCCUGGUGCGGUGAAGGGAGAGCUAUCAGCAAGAACCGAGCUGUCGCGGAUUCUUGGGGCUGACCCAUCCGACUUCCCGUCCGAGCCGAACCCACCCGAGCCGCAGCCAUGUCCGGGGACGAGAUGAUUUUUGAUCCUACUAUGAGCAAGAAGAAAAAGAAGAAGAAGAAGCCUUUUAUGCUAGAUGAGGAAGGGGAUGCCCAGACAGAAGAGACCCAGCCCUUGGAAACAAAAGAAGUGGAGCCAGAGCCAACGGAGGACAAAGAUGUGGAAGCUGAUGAAGAGGACAGUAGGAAAAAAGAUGCUUCUGAUGAUCUGGAUGAUUUGAACUUCUUUAACCAAAAGAAAAAGAAGAAAAAAACAAAAAAGAUAUUUGAUAUUGAUGAAGCUGAAGAAGGUGUAAAGGAUCUUAAGAUUGAAAAUGAUGUUCAAGAGCCAGCUGAACCAGAGGAUGACCUUGAUAUCAUGCUUGGCAAUAAAAAAAAGAAAAAGAAGAAUGUCAAGUUCCCAGACGAGGAUGAAAUACUAGAGAAAGAUGAAGCUUUAGAAGAUGAAGACAGCAAGAAAGAUGAUGGAAUCUCAUUCAGUAACCAGACAGGCCCUGCUUGGGCAGGCUCAGAAAGAGACUACACGUAUGAGGAGCUACUGAAUCGAGUGUUCAACAUCAUGAGGGAAAAGAAUCCAGAUAUGGUUGCUGGCGAGAAAAGGAAAUUUGUCAUGAAACCUCCACAGGUCGUUCGAGUAGGAACCAAGAAAACUUCUUUUGUCAACUUUACAGAUAUCUGUAAACUAUUACAUCGUCAGCCCAAACACCUCCUUGCAUUUUUAUUGGCUGAGUUGGGUACAAGUGGUUCUAUAGAUGGCAAUAACCAACUUGUAAUCAAAGGAAGAUUCCAACAGAAACAAAUAGAAAAUGUCUUGAGAAGAUAUAUCAAGGAGUAUGUCACUUGUCACACAUGCCGAUCACCGGACACGAUCCUGCAGAAGGACACCCGACUCUAUUUCUUACAGUGCGAAACUUGUCAUUCUCGAUGCUCUGUUGCCAGUAUCAAAACUGGCUUCCAGGCUGUCACAGGCAAGCGAGCACAGCUCCGUGCCAAAGCUAACUAAAAUGCUAAUCAUCACUGAUUUUGCAAAGUGUGUUGUGGAGAGUUGGCUGGACAGGUUUCCCAUCUGAGUGGAUAUGCCAUUGUAGUAAAAGCAAGACAGAAAAGUCGCCAGGUUCUUUGGUGAGUGGUUGGUGAUCUGAAAUCCUUGCAAGAUGCCGAUGCUCAAGCUGUUGACAUACUCAUUGCCUACUUUAACAACUGUCAGAAAAACAUAAUGGGGUAAGGAGGUGCUUUUUUAAAAUCGUUCAUAGACUUCUGUAAAAUGCAAGAUAAAUUAAAGUUAUUAUAACAGUGAUUCUUUCAAUUUGGUUUGUCCUUCAGUUUUCUUUUCUAUUAAAAUAACUCAGCAAAAACGAAACGACAGUUUGUGCCUGGGCUGUAGUGAGGUCUCUGUAUCCUUGUCCUGAAAAACUGGACAUUGGCAGGCUCUUCAGCUGGGCAGCCAUUUUUCUUCUCACUUCUCUUGAGAUAACAGUUAAAAGUGGAUGCAGCAGGAGAUCAGGGAAGACUGCCCAGAGAAUGGCGACAGAUUUGAAUUCUUUACCUUAUGUGAGGAUUGUUGCUACUACCUCACUGGCGGCUCCUCUUCCAUGUUACUACGUGAGGGAAUACAAGGUGCUAGGUACCCUCCCUCCUUGGAAUUUUCUUCCAUAACAGCCACAAAGAGGUCUUAGAAACAGCCUCAAGAUGUGUCUUGUAACUUGAUACACUGAAAAACCCAAGUGAGUGUACUGCUGUGUGCAGUACAGGGAGCUCUUCUGAGAGUCCAAAUGGUAAUGCCAGAAGAAUCUUUUUCUUCCCAUCUUAUGUUCAGAGUUUGAAAAAGGCCCACCACAAAUACAUAUCUGUUUUCUGUAUUAAAGUAGCUUUUGAAUGUGACCAUGAGAGCCCAAGAGAUGCUGCUGCUUACGUGAUGUUUCUGGUGCCUCCAGUUCUGCCUCCCGAGGAUUUGGCUGGAAGGGUGUCCCUGCACUGGUGCACAGGGGCGAGGGCCAUCUGGGGCCAUCUGAUUUGUCUGUACUGUGAUCUGCCUUGCUCACACGGGCUGAGGAGAGGGGCACACAGUGCUCUUUGCUUUUUUAUUGACAGACUUCACACUAAGUGGCCCAGGAGCAGUCAGUGUCUCAUCCAUGUUGUUUUUAAUCACUGUGACCCUUAAUUUUAUUAAAGUACAAGCCAAGUGUUGUCAAACACCUUGGCCAUGAAGUGGUAGAGGGAGCCUUCCUUCAAUCCAGUCGGUCCUCCUGCAGGGACUGCACACUGGCUGAGCUGCCACCACUGCCAUGAAGAACCCAACUGCUGUUUAUGACCCCGUUUUCCUUUUUUUGUAUCUAUGCCCGUUGGAUAUUAUUGCGUGAAUAAAGCAAGGAUCAGUGCCUCUUGUGUAA